This is a messenger RNA of Penicillium pulvis, 2991 nucleotides long. RefSeq names its product putative signal transduction protein BroA (gene bro1). The record is from RefSeq and is a predicted model, not a curated record. Gene Ontology annotation, cellular component: endosome. Lineage: Eukaryota; Fungi; Ascomycota; Eurotiomycetes; Eurotiales; Aspergillaceae. Bases 1 to 2991 code for a protein of 996 amino acids. Gene Ontology annotation, biological process: protein transport to vacuole involved in ubiquitin-dependent protein catabolic process via the multivesicular body sorting pathway. Gene Ontology annotation, molecular function: protein binding. The transcript is spliced from 3 exons.
AUGGUUCAGUCACCGAUGCUUGCCUGUCCGCUCAAGCAGACCAACGAGAUUGAUUGGAUCCAGCCCCUCAAGGAUUACAUCCGGCAGACCUAUGGCGAGGACCCCGAGCGCUAUGCCUCAGAAUGUACAACCCUCAACCGCCUCCGCCAGGAUAUGAGAGGUGCCGGAAAUGAUAGCGCCACCGGACGCGAUCUGCUGUACCGAUACUACGGACAACUGGAGCUAUUAGACCUUCGGUUCCCCGUCGACGAGAAUCAUAUCAAGAUCUCGUUCUCAUGGUACGAUGCGUUUACUCAUAAACCCACCUCCCAAUACUCCCUGGCCUUCGAGAAAGCAUCCAUCAUCUUCAAUAUUUCCGCCGUCCUUUCCUGCCACGCCGCCAACCAGAACCGGGCCGAGGAUGUCGGCGUCAAGACUGCAUACCAUUCUUUCCAGGCAUCCGCGGGUAUGUUUACGUAUAUCAAUGAGAAUUUCUUGCAUGCGCCUUCGACCGAUCUGAACCGGGACACGGUCAAGACAUUGAUACAUGUGACACUUGCCCAGGCGCAAGAGGUGUUCCUCGAGAAACAGAUCGCAGAUGGGAAAAAGCCUGGAUUCCUGGCCAAGUUGGCAGGCCAGGCUGCCUACUUGUACGCCCAGGCGGCGGAAACAAUGCAGGACUUCGUGAGCAAGAACGUCUUCGAUAAGGUGUGGUCGAUUGUAGUGCAGGCGAAGGGGGCGCAUAUGAGCUCCGUUGCAUCCUAUUAUCAGGCCAUUGCUGACAGCGAGAGCAACUCACAUGGAGUUGCUAUUGCGCGACUGCAACUAGCUGAAAAGCAGUCUACAACUGCUCUGACCUGGGCCAAGUCAUUCCCCUCUUCGGCUCCCGCAACCUCGAAUUUGCCAGCUGAGGCGGGAGCCAACCUGGUCGACAUUGUCAAGCAUAACCAGGCCAAUGUGCAGUCUCAACUGGCUACUUUGAUCAAGGAUAACGACUUUAUCUAUCAUCAACCCGUGCCAAAUGAAGCGGGACUCUCACCCGUUGCCAAGCUUCCGGCCGCUAAGGCGAUCCCGGUCAGCGAGCUAUACCAAGGGCAAGAUAUUCAGCGCAUUAUUGGUCCUGAUAUUUUCCAAAAGCUGGUUCCUAUGUCUGUCACAGAGACGGCUAGUUUGUAUGACGAGGAGAAGGCCAAGCUGAUCCGCGCAGAAACCGAAAAGGUUGAGACUGCCAAUGGUGAGAUGGCUGCCAGUUUAGAUUACUUGAAACUUCCCGGCAGUCUUAACAUUCUCAAGGGUGGAAUGGACCAAGAAAUGACAGUGGACGAGGAGUUUCGCCGCUGGUGCUCAGAGCUUGCUGGACAUACAUCAUUCCAUCGGGCCUUUGAUGAGCUGCAGGAACGCAAGACGGAAGUCCUGUCGCAGUUGGAUCAAUGCUCGAAGCAGUUGGAUUUGGAAGAGAGCGUAUGUGAGAAGAUGCGCUCUAAGUAUGGUGGUGAUUGGAGUCAGCAGCCCAGUGGUCGCUUGAACACUACCCUCCGAGGAGAUGUUCGCACCUACAGAGAUACCAUUAGCGAAGCCAGCGCUAGUGAUACCCAGCUGUCAUCCACACUGCGACAAUACGAGGGAGACUUUGAUCAGAUGCGCUCUGCAGGAGAAACGGAUGAAGCCGAUGUGCUCUUCCAGCAGGCCCUUAUCAAGGCUGGUUCCAAGCAUAAUAAAGGUAAAAACGGGGUCAGCAGCCCUGCCGAAGGCAGUCUCUUAGACGACGUCUAUAACGAGGGUAGUGCUUCCGUUGCGGGACAGAUCGCUAAGGUGGAGGAUAUCUUGAAAAAGCUCAACCUUGUGAAGAGGGAGCGGUCCCAAGUACUUAAGGAUCUUAAAGAGAAGAUUCACACCGACGAUAUAUCAAAUGUGUUGAUUCUGAACAAGAAGUCCAUCACAGGCCAGGAAACCCAACUUUUUGAAGCCGAGCUAGAAAAGUUCCGGCCCCAUCAGAACCGCCUGUUACAGGCGAACCACAAGCAGUCUUCUUUGAUGAAAGAACUUACUAAGACGUACGCCGACUUGCUGCAGGAUAAGCGAGUGCAAUCUGAACAAUCCAAGUAUGAGGGUAUCACACGCCAAAGAAAUACCGUGAUGGCUCGAUACAAAAAAGUAUAUGAGGCAUUCAAUGGCCUUUCGUCGGGUAUUGUCCAGGCUCGAACCUUCUACAAAGAUAUGGGCGAGAAUGUCGAGAGCCUACGGAAGAAUGUCGAAACAUUCAUUAGCAACCGUCGAUCCGAGGGAGCCCAGCUUUUGAGCCAAAUUGAGCGCGAGAAGGCGGGUGGUGUCUCCGAACAUGAGGACCAGGAACGAGAGAAGCUCCGUCAGCUGAUGGAGCGUCUGUCGACAGAGCCGAAGCCACCAGCAACUUCGCCAUUGACAAGACCCCCCACAGCCCCUGGAAAGGUGAAGUCGCCGCCACCUGCAGUUCAAACCCCAGCAUAUGGAACAGGUCCGUCUCCAAAGCCAUCGCCUCGCUACCCACCGACCAUGGCACCCCCGCACGGUGUUCCUCUAUCGCAUUCCCCAGCGCCUUACGGACAAUACAUGGGCAACCCAGGCAUGCCAUACGCCCAACAGCCUUUCCAGCAGGGUGCCGCCGCCCCGCUCUCCGAAGGCUACAAUCCCAUGGCAUAUCCAUAUCAAACACCUGUCUCUCCACCCCCGAAUCAGCAGUUCUUUUCCCAAACCCCAACCCCAUACGGGUACCCCAGUGCCAGUCCUGCGCCUUCCGCUGCUACAGCCGGAACUCCAUCGCACUAUAUGACUCCACAGGGCUACAUUCCUCCCCCGCCCCCUCCACGCCCUCAACAACCCAGCUACCCACCCACAACCGGCGCUUAUCCCUCCGGACCUGGCGGGUAUGCUGCCCCGCCCAGAGGGUACCCACACAGCAAGACCCCUUCUCAAUCCCAGCCCCAGUCAUCUGCUACCAAUGAUCCCUGGUCCGGGCUCAAUGCCUGGAAAUAG